Molecule: messenger RNA, 2535 nt
Organism: Dendronephthya gigantea
Lineage: Eukaryota; Metazoa; Cnidaria; Anthozoa; Malacalcyonacea; Nephtheidae
Product: adrenocorticotropic hormone receptor-like
Exons: 1
Coding region: 440-1462 (340 amino acids)
Biological process (GO): G protein-coupled receptor signaling pathway
Cellular component (GO): membrane
Molecular function (GO): G protein-coupled receptor activity
Source: RefSeq, a predicted model, not a curated record
CGAAGUUUGUGAAUGACAAUGUGAUUAUUAUAUCUGUCAUGGGCGAUCCACCUGCGUUGUAUACCACAGACCUUAUCAAUCGAAAUCAUCGUGUAUAUAAGCAGCGAACUAGACAAACCCAAUUUUAAUAUCCACAUCAGAUCAGACACAGGACAUUGGAUCAUCAGAUCGGACACAGGACACAGAAAAAACUAUCGUUGAGAAUAUCUUCGCACGCGUUCAGAGUCCAGAGCAACCACAGGAAUAGCGUGAGAGCAAUAAACCGCUGUGUUUUACGUCCGUUUCGAUUUAACAGGAACAGCGUGAUAUUUCUGCAUGUUAACUAAAUAAACUUGACUCGACAAUCUGUUGUCUUGUCUCAGGGCAAGUGUACAAUUACUGUUGUGUGCAUAAAGAGAUUGAAAAGAAAUCGUGUACUGAACAAUAAUAUUCUGCCGCAAUGAAUGAGAUUAACAACACAACACACGCGGGUCAGUUGAUUGAACCAGACAAAGUUGUUCCAUCUUUAGUUGUCGUCAUUGGAGUUGCAUCAGUUGUCUUUAAUGGAGCUUUACUCAUUGUAAUGACUUUCAAUUCUAAACAAGUUUUUGCAUCGCUGGGUUCUUAUUUCAUCUUCAAUUUAGCCAUAGCUGACUUUGUGACGGGGGUGAAUUCCAUUGUUUGGGGCAUUGAACGACUCUCGACACCAGGAACGUUCAGUAAAGAAGCAGGCAUGACUUUACUGACAAUAUUUUGGAUAACAGUCCAAGUAUCGUUUUUCACGAUCUUUGUGAUGUCAACAGAACGCCUGGUAGCCAUUGUGUUCCCAUUUAAAGCAGCAUUGUUGAUGUCAAAGAAGAAAACCACAGUAUAUUGUAUUGCGGUCUGGAUUUUCGCCAUCGUCUGCGCCGGACUAAUGAACUUUAAAAUUAAUCAAGUUCAACUAUUUCUUACUAUCUUAUUUGAGGUGAUAAUAAUUUGUAUCGCUAUAGAAUAUUAUCAAGUUUUCCGGCAACUUCGUUCUCUUUGGCAGAGCAGUAAAAAUCGCGCAGUUUACAAUGGCCAUAACAAUAAUGAGGCAGGUAAUAAAAUGGCAACGAUGAAAAGCACGGAUCUAAAACGUGAAUACGAAGUUACAAUAGUUGUUGUGACUUUGGCUGUAAUAUUGGUUGUGACAGUCAUUCCUUACAUGAUUGCUAAUCAGGUUAUCUUAGGUUAUGACUUGUUCAAUAAACCUGAUCAUCCAGCAAUGAUGUUCUCGACAUAUUAUUUUCCAAUCGAAUUGCUAAAUUUCGUAGUCGACCCAGUCGUGUACGCCUGGAGACUGCCCAAGUAUCGCAAAGCAUUCUUGGCCACAUUUAGCUUUGGAAAAGAUCGAAAUUUCAAGUGUAGCACAAAUGGAUCUCCCAAGACACUGCGUACAACAUGCCCAACUGAGGAAGAAGGUCAGGUUGAAAUGAAGAAAAUUUAUGAACCUGAAUAAAGUCGAUAAUUAUUCUUGCAUGAAAACCCAAUUUUUAGAAUAUGACAUCGAAAAGUCAGUUAACACGAAUGUUUGAAAGAACAUUUAACAACAGUGCAUACAUGUACAAAGAUAUACUUUUUAUAUAGCUUAAAAAUAUAUACGCUCUUGUUGUGAAAAUUAUCAAUUAAUUUGCUAUAAUUGAAAUGUUUAAACUUAAAGUAAAAAGGGUUUGGAUCGAUACGAAUGAAUAUUUGGCGAAACUAACUAUACAUAUUUAAUAUCUGAAGCAAGGCAAUAAGAACAAUAUGUCUGUUAAUUAAAAAAAGUUCGUUUCUAGUGAGGACAUGUCUAUAUGAAAUGCAUAGUCAUGUUUCAAGUACACAAUAUAGCAUUAAUCAAAAGCAUAUUUUAUUAAUAUACGGCGGGUUUUUCUUCACGUUUAUGAAAAUAAACAGUAUCUGCAUGGUGAUAGUUCAAAUGAGUUCAGUUUCUAAAAUGAUAAAAUUUGAGUUUGCCUCGUUUUAUGUUUCACGAAAUCCACACGAAAAGACAUAGGUGAAAAUAAUUAUUUUUUCAAAAGUGUCAUUUCAUAACACAUGCAGUAAAAAGAAGCGACGCCUACAAACACCACCCACAAUGACAGAGAAAGUUCGAUGAACUUAAUUGAAGAAAUGACUUUCCAACACACAUGUAAAACCUUCAGGCGAUGAAAUAUUGAUAGAUGGGACUUUAAUUUAAAAUAUUGUGCCUCAAAAGGAAUUCGAGUUAACCAAAUAGGGUAUAAUUGCCAGAAAAACCUGAUCUAGAUUUAAACGACCUCUCAAGUCUGAUGCACGCAUGCAGGUAUUAAAAUGGAACACUUAUAAAGUAAAUUAACGUAUAUCGAUAAUAUAGGGAGAUAUGAAGCAUUAUAAACUCUUACGUACAAGUAAAACCGAGUAUUAUGACCGUUUUAGUUAAAUACACCUGAUUGGCCACAUGCAUGCAAGUGUCACAUUUGUUCAGAUGUUUAAACUUUUUAAUGCAUUUCUAAUAUUAAAAGUAUAAGAUGUAAAUAAUCACAAACCUAGAUUCAUUAAUAAAAAUAUAAU